AUGGAAUUUAUUUCAUUUACAGAAUUUACCGUAGCACCUCACAGUGUAAAAGAUGAAGCGGAAGAUUCUGGUAGAUCUCAUCACCACCACAGCGCGAGUAAAUCAGAGCAUAGGCGUUUCUCAAGACAACUCUAUCCAUCAGAUGACGUGUGCAAUCGAGGUGAUCUGAGGAAAGUCAUCGAUGAGAAUAUUGUGGAAGGCAACGCCGGAGUGUCCAGAAGUAAAAUCUAUAAGGCAUUCUUUGAGACGGGUGCGGCUCGAGAUCAGAUCAAUCUGAUAUGCUCUACGUCACCACUCAGCUACAAUGUUGUAUCGUCAACAUACUGUGAAUCAACCUUCAAAGGUGUCACAUGCCUUAUAUUCCACUCCUAA
Messenger RNA from Anisakis simplex (herring worm), 372 nucleotides. Lineage: Eukaryota; Metazoa; Nematoda; Chromadorea; Rhabditida; Anisakidae. The record is from the annotation of a GenBank genome assembly.